Molecule: messenger RNA, 1767 nt
Organism: Lates calcarifer (barramundi perch)
Lineage: Eukaryota; Metazoa; Chordata; Actinopteri; Centropomidae
Product: HERV-H LTR-associating protein 1
Exons: 15
Coding region: 290-1423 (377 amino acids)
Source: RefSeq, a predicted model, not a curated record
CCUUACGUUGGAUAUUUUUUGCAGUGGAUGUGGUGGACUGGGUUAGGGAUCAGUGCUCAGCCUGCAGCCAGACACCGUGGUUUUUUGUUUUGUUUUUUUUUUCUUCUUGCAGAGCUGCCAUAACCUGCUGCCAACCUCUGCUGUUCAGAGGGGAAAACAGGCAUCGUUUAAUCCUUAUCAGACCAGAGGUGUGUGAUUCACUGGGCGAGGUUUGAUGCUGCAGGGGGAGAUCAACAGCUCUGUGAAGUUUACAGGAGGAUUCAAGGAGCAGUAGAGCUUCAGCGGAGCCAUGGCAGGUUUACAGAGGAGCACACGUCUCUGUUUUAUCAUCUGUGUUUCUACCGUUUUACUCCUCAUCCUCUUCAGCCAAGCAUUAAGACACAGGCAGCAGGAGGACAGGCACAAGAGAGACGUCCUGGACUCCACAGAAAUCCCAGCAGAGCACAUCGACCCAGCUGCCAUCGACCUCACUCCCCUGGUCAAUACUUUAAUAAAUUCAAGCCAAUCGGGCUCCCGUCAGCUCUUCUCCCUCCUCAGUGUGACGUCCUACAGCUCUCUGGCUCUUCAUAAACUCACCCUGCUCGUCUACAACAUUUCCAGCAUUAGAAGUAUAGAAAGCAACAUGUUCAGGAGAAGAUUCUGUUACUGUGUCACAAAUGAGACCAAUGAUUUAACAGAUUUUACAGCCAUUCUGUUGGAUGUGAUGGGAAACUCAACCAGUUACCUACAUGAGCUCUUUAAAUCUGCCUCCAUAUUAUCAGUGAGCCAGAGGAACAACUCAGACUGUAUCUACAUCUGCGUCAUGGCCGGUAAGAUGGGUAAAGAGGUGCCGGAGCUCUGGGAGGUCGACUCCAUCACUCCACUCUUCAACCAGACCAUCGUCGAAGGACCACACAGAGAAUGGCACCAACUGCCCAUGAACCUGAGUCACAUCUCUCCAUCUGGGAUGAGCUCAGUGUUAACCAGCCGAGUCCACUCCACUGCACAUGGAUUAUGGACAGCUGCUGAGAACAACGACCCAACGCACGACUUCCACCGCUCAUCCAACGAGACUUUCACCCGUUCGUCCAACAGUGAAACCAACGGUGGCCCGAAGGACUACAGGACCUCUGAGCAGGAGAACUACAGCACCCAAGGAUGUCCUUGGAGAAGGCCGGAGCCGUCCGUCGAGUCGACCUCCUCUUCCUCCAUGACGACGGUCAGCGCUCACAAGCUGCAGCCCUGCGUCCUUGAGCUCUGCAAGUUCUUCUCGCAGUGCCUCUGCAGACCCUUCAACCACAAGACACGGAUGAAAAGAUACUGUGACGAUAGCCACCUCUGGUAUGAAAAACACACGUCAGAGGUGUGUCGGCGGGUCAGGAGACUCUCCUUCUCCAGAAAUCUGAAACAGAGAUGCCUGACAAAGAUGUGCAAUAAACUGUGACCAGAGUGGAAGCAGAGACACAAAGAGCUGUUCAUCGUCACAGACUGAAAUACGACGUACAGCUGAGUACUCCUGCAGCAUCUGCUGAACGUAUGGAAACAGAGUCUGGUGAUUUCUAAAUCUGGUUUGAUUUGGAUUCUUUGUUUACACUGAAAUACAUAUUCUGACAUCCAUCACUGUAAUAUACACUGUGAUUUGAUUUAGUUUUAGGGCCAAAAACACUCAAUGUGUGACUCAAACUAAACCGAACUCUGUCGACCUGGACUAUUUAUGAAACUCAAAUUUAAAACCAAACUCUCCAGAGCAAUAGUUGAUUUUAAGGUUUUGUAAAAAAGCGAGAAAUU